AUGUCACAUGCAGGUACUAACCGUUGCACACACAUUUUAGUAAAACUAUGAUAAUAUUCUUGCCAUGGUUGAGCACAAGCUUGUGUUCUUGUGCCGUAAACAAGCUUUAUUAUUAAAAAGGUUUACGCAGAAAAUAAACGUUGUCCGAUUUUGCCGAAGCAUACUGUAUGCCAUAAACAAAUAACAAAAAUGCUAAUUACGGUUGCAUUGAAUACAGUGAUUUCAACUAAGGCUGUCUCCGAGAAUUUGAAUACGAGCGCGAAAGCUCGCUUGGAAUCGCUAAAAAAUUAAUGAAUUUUUUAGCGAUUCACAGAAAGCCUCUGGUAUUUGAUUUUCCACUUUGUUCGGGGAUUACCUUAAUUGAAUUAGCUGAAUACAAUGACCUAACAUAUUGUACGAUCAACUAAAUUUAAUUCAAGACAAGACAGAUGCUCAUGCAUGCUGAAAACAAUACUAUAUGCUUUACUUACUGAACAACAAAAACUUUCAACAAACCUGUCCAUAUAUAAAAUGAAUCGAGGACCUUUUCCGGUUGAAUAAAAUAUAGUAAGAAAUCGUGCUUUCUGUCAUCAUGAAUGCUGACUAAAUUUGCACCAUAGCCAGCACAAAAGUACUGGGCCGCUGCCCACUGAUGUGGUGUUGAGAAAUACUUGUAACAGUGUUUACCAUAAUAUAUCCAACCAUCCGGACAGCUCCCAUUUACUAGAAUAAAAAGUUAAGUUGCUUGAAUGAUUGUUAAAAUCCAUAAAAUGUAAUUAAACUGAAUUUCGUUCAAUAAAGAAGGGAAUACCGCAUAACCAGCAAAAUAAUCGAUCUAUCAAACAUUAAAAUGCCUGAACGGCAACAGUUGACAAGUUAUAUUGGGUAUAGCGUGAUGGUUCAAAUACACGAACAUGCAGACAGACUCAGAAAUUAAAAAAAGAUGUAUAUUUGCAGAAACCUAUGUAAGAAAAAAUUUUGUGUGGUGUCGUAUCUAGUAGCAGGGAGGUGUAGGGGAUCUACACAGAAACGUUUUGUAGUUAUCCGCCUUUACUACAGUACAAGUAUUUCGUAUGUUUUCUGAAAGAUAGCUUUAGAUAUACAUGCAGCGUUGCGUUAUACAUCAGAUAGACUAACCUAAUUUACUUGAAAUUAUAUGUUACGCUUGUAUUCAUGUUAUACAGAGAAAGGGACUAUAACUGGGUGGAAAAAUGUGGAAUGUGCCACCAUGGGGGCAGUGGGUGGGGGGACUUUGCCCCACCCAGUUAUUUAGUUAAAAAGUGCCCAGACUAUAUAUUAUGUAGUGAAGUCAUGAUGCUGUAAUUAAGAAAAAACUAAAAACCACGCAGACAGGUUUUAAUGAAAACUGGCAAAAACAUAUAACGUAUAAAAUAUCAACUAACGAAAAUAUUCUGUGAUACUGGAGUGCCGAAAACGUUUGUGACGACGCUAUGUGCGGAAUAACAUUAACUUACAUGGAAUGGUGACUUUUGGUUCUCCUAGAGAAAAUAACAAAAAUAUAUAGUACAAAACAUAAUCCGAAGAUUGGCAUCUUGAAACACAAAAUCUGAGUCAAACCAGACUCUGGUGAGUAUAAUGUUUCGAUUUUAUUACAAAAUCAUUACCAGACUAACUAUAGAUACAAUAUUUAACAAUUAUUGGCCGAAGGCGAAGUGAUUACCGGUGAUUGAUACGUUAUUAUAAGUAAUAGCAUGGCUUGAGGGAGAUUAGUGAUUAAAUGACCCCGUAACCCGAAGCAGUGAAAUAUAGUUCAGAUCCAUCGAACUAUAUACAUGAGAUUAAAGGACAUAACCCCGCUAACUGCAUUUCUGUCGACCUUUAGACCAAUAAACCUAAGGGGUCCGAGAUAGAAUAUGUCCCCUCGUUUCUGCUAUCAAAUGUGAUGUCACUGUCUCCAAAAAUAGACGAACUACAUGAAGUAGUACGCUGUGGGAAUUAUGAAUUUGUCAGUCUGGUGGAGACUUGGCUACAGAGUCACAUUCCCGACAAUGUUAUCAAUAUACAAGGAUAUAACAUAUUUCGUAGAGACAUGGUCGAAGGCACCCAUGGUGGUGUUUGUGUUUAUAUUAAAGAUUCCACAGCUUUUACAGUGCUUGAUGAACUCUAUAACAAUUCAUUUUAAAUACUGUGGAUCAACGUCCGACCCAAUAGACCACCCAGAGGAAUUACUAACCUGAUAGUUGGCACAGUAUACCACCCUCCCAGAGCGUACAAUUAGUCAGACAUGUCGGACUAUCUUUCAAAUUGUUUGUGACUAUCAGAGUCGCGUUUUCCCAACCACAGCCUUAUUACCCUUGGUGACUUUAAUAAGAUAAACGUGUCGAGACUAAGAUCGUGUUAUACUCUGAAACAACUCGUAAACUUCCCCACACGUGGGAAUAAUACGCUCGAUAUAGUCCUAACAAACCUUAGCACUAAUAUUACGACAAACCUACCAAAUGUGCCCCGUUUGGGUUAUCCGAUCAGGAGGUGGCAUGGAGGCAUGUGCCCCCAACCCCACUUUUUUAAAAGUGAAAAUAGUGCCCUUUUUCUGGGCUAAUGUUCCCCAUUUACAGAACGAAAAAAAUAUUUCUUUAACGCCCUCUUUUGACCUUUUUGCCGUAGUAAAGAGUAAGGACUCUGUAAAGGCCAUUUCCGACGUUAUAGAGUCUCCAUAUUUUUAAAAAUUUUCCUUCGGCUCGUGAAUGACAUAAAAUCGUUUGAUUUUGGGCAUAUACAAAAGUACUCUUUGGCCAAUGCCCCUCCACAUUCGAAAUGCUUCCGGGGCCUCUGAUUAAACCAAUUAAACAAUCACAAGUUCAAGGAACAUCAAGAAAAGUCCUUGGCAUUCAAACAAAGUUUUCAACACCCUACUGGCACCAAGGUAAUGCUACAGUUGAACGAUUUAUGUGAUCGUUAGGAAAAGCGUUCGAGACAGCGACACUUGAAUUAGAACAAGAAUUAAACGGUUUACUUUUACAAUGUCGUGCCACUCCAUAUUGGACUAUAGGAGUACCCCCAUCAGAACUGUUGUUUAACAGAGUGAUGAAAGGAAAAUUACCAGUUAUUAACAGCAAGAAGAUUGUCAAUCGACAUAAAGAAGCUCGAGACAAUGAACGCAACCGAGAAUAUGCAAAUCAAAGGAGAAACACAAGAAAAAGUGAUCUACAAGUUGGAAAUUAUGCAUUGGUUAGACAAGAAAAGAAAAACAAGCUCACAGCGAAUUUUAAUCACAAACCUUAUAAAAUAAUAAAGGAAACUGGUUCACAGAUAAUUGCCCAAAGUACAGAGUGUCAUAUUGUGAAAGGAACGUGUCACAUUUCAAGCGAAUAA
Messenger RNA from Paramuricea clavata, 3312 nucleotides. The record is from the annotation of a GenBank genome assembly. NCBI's taxonomy places the organism in Eukaryota, Metazoa, Cnidaria, Anthozoa, Malacalcyonacea, Plexauridae.